UUUCAAUCAGUACUUAAUUCCGAAGCUGUUUUACCGUGUCGAAAUACCAGAAAAUAUUCAACUGCAAAUUUCACAAAAAGAUUAACUUGAAAUUAUCUCAUUUCAAAGGUGUUGAACAAAAUACUUUAUAGCUGAAAACAAUAUUGGUAAGAAUGACACAGUGGAGUGUACAAAGUUAAAAUGGCAGACUUUUAUCAUUGAUGAAAAUGCCUAUCUGAGAACGGCCAUCACACUAGCUUGACUCGUUGGCAGGACUAGAGUACAAUGGCACCACAAUGCAAGCUGUGCAACAACGAGUACCACCUGCAAGAGAGGACCCCAAUCUCGCUCAGCUGCGGACACAUCUUCUGCAGGCAGUGUCUCACUCAUCUACAGGACCAGUCGCCGACACUCAAGUGCCCAACAUGUGUCAAAGUUCAUUCAGGAUCACCAGUAUCCGACCUGACUGCCAACGUCGAUUUUCUUUCUCUGUCAACAGCUAGUACUACCCAAGAGCCUUCGAGCACUCCGUCGUUUGCGGCUAACCUCCCGAAAGGGAGCAUCUUGUUCCUUGUGAGAACGUCGACGGACAUGCAGAUCCCCAUCAAAAUUCACCACAAUACAAAGGUUGGGGACCUGAAGCUACUCCUCCAAAUCCAGUACGGGCUGGACGCUCACUCUGGCUUCUUCAGCUUCCAGGGAAAACAGCUGGAAGAUGAGAAAACACUCAGGCAGUGCAACGUCACGUCAGGGGCUAUACUUCAUGUGGACGCAGUCGAGGACGCCGUAGACAUCAUCAAGCCUUUGGGAAAAGGCGGAUUCGGCGAAGUCUUCCUCAUGAAGAGAAACGGACGACAUCUAGUCAUCAAGAAAGUAGAUUUGAAAGACCUGAACGACAAAGCCCGCACACUCUCCGUUCAAGAGAUGAAACUCCUGGAGGGCCUCAAUCACCCGAACAUCGUGUCUUACGAGGGAGGCUACAGGAAGAACGAGUGUCUACACAUCUUCAUGGAGUACUGCGAGGGCGGAGACCUGGCUAGACAGAUCGAGACGAAGAAGGCAGAAGAGAGUCUUUUCUCCGAAGUACAGGUCCUGUCCUGGACGAGGAAGAUCACUGAGGGUCUUUCGUACAUCCACGACAGGAAGAUCAUCCACAGGGACAUCAAACCAGCCAACAUCUUCCUGUCGGCCACGGGAACCAUCAAAAUUGGUGACUUCGGCAUAGCCCGAGUUCUCGGGGACGAUACCAGCCGAGGGUCCACCAUGAUCGGCACUGCAAAGUACACAGCCAUUGAAGUCAUGAACGGUGGGGGUUUCACAACGAAAGCGGACAUGUUCUCUCUGGGCUGCACCGUUUACGAAUUGGCUGUGUUGAAGACCAAUUAUCCAUACGUGAGGGUCAUUUUGCCUGAAAGCUUCAGCGAAGACUUCAAGAGCUUCGUGAUGCAGUUACUAGAACACGAUCCUGGCCACAGGCCUGAUGCCCCAGAGGUCCUUAGGCUAGCUAUUUUCAAGGAUAUACAAGAAGCAGAACCAACAGCAAACCUGACGACGCUGCAGGAGGAGGAAUACCAUCAAAACCUCUUGAAGGAAAACUCAGGAACACAAAGAACCAUCUCUAACCUCAGGAGAAGCAUUGAGGAACAAACGCCACAGACGCCACCGAGACCUCUGCCUAGAAAGAACAAAAGGGCGCCGCCCAUCCCACCCAGACCAGAGAGCAGAGGUCCGUCGAUAGAGACCAGCAUGGAAGUCCUCAACAAGUUCUGCGUCGAUUUCGAAUCCGGGAGGAACCCCGACCAGAGAAGGGGUUUGGAAGACAUCAUCGUUGCCAUGGAGACGCACAGGCACAGCAGUCUCAUCCAGAUGAAGGGGUGCCUGUCGUUGUCCUACAUCACGAUGCAGACGGACAAACAAGUGCUAACUGCAACCAUCAGGGGGCAAAUCGUCGACGUUCUGGUCAGGGCGCUGCAGAAUUAUCCACAGGACUGGGAUCUCAGGGCAUCCAGUUGCCAGACUCUCUGCCAAUUUGCAAAACCCAUAGAUUUGCUUCUGAGAACUCGAGAACUCGUGCCACGUCUCCUGCAGCUGAUAUUCGAGAACAACGAGAGGAGGGACCCGUGGUCGUGUCUCUACGCUCUCCAUCUCGUCCACACUUUGACCUCCAGAGUUGGGGAAGAGUACCGGGUUGUCAUGGCACAGUUCGGAGCGAUGGAGGUAGUGUUCUCGGUCGUCAGGACCUGGAGGGGUCUUAAAUAUUACGAGGAAAUGUACAAAUUUUGUUGGGCCAUCGUGUGCCAGCUGACAGACGACACGCCCAUCAACUGCGAGCGUUUCGUUGCACUCGGCGGCUUAGCUCUCACUCUUGAGUGCUUCUCGGCAUACCCAGAUCCGGAACAGCAAGAGCGAAGAUUGUGGUUUACGUUAUGCAACAUUUCUGAGGUGAAACACUUACGAGUGCACUUGCAGAAACCAGAGUUGUUAUACAUCUUCAUGAAAUACCUAAUUUGAAGUCACUGCGGAAUGAGAUGAGCUGGGAAGCUGCGAAGAUCCUCGUCCACGUCCUUUCUGAUGGGGAGGACGCCUGGGUUCUCGAUUUUCCUAGGACCGCCGUCAUCCUGAAAAUCGGAGAGGCCAUAAAUACCUGGGAUUUAGAUUCAGAGCCAAAAAGCGUGUUCAAGACCCUAAAACCUUUGUGGCUGCUUCUGUCUGCGUCUCACACGCCCGUCUGUCAACACUGGGCUAUCUGGACGAUGGCCAAACUCACGCGUGUGCACCGGGACAGGUACUGCCCAAUGAUCGUCGAGGAAGGAGGCUUGACUUUCCUGCAGAGGCUGAUUGACUCGGUCACGACGUCCCCCAAGAAGCCACCAGCCCUCUUCAGGAGGGGCGCAGCGUCGUCGUCGUCGUCGAGCGCGAGCGCUGCGGUCACAUUCUCGACCUUAUUGCUCGCGUUGCAAGUGAAGCACUCUUGCGAUGAUUAUCUGGCCAUCGGAAUUCAGAACCGCGACCUGGUGAUGAAACUGCACGUCGCUUCCUCCGACGGGCAUUUGGAGGCCGUGGAGGAGCUGAUCAAGGCGGGCGUCGAUCUGGACACCAGAAGCUCGAUGAUAGGCUACACAGGCCGAUCGGCCAUUCAUCUGGCUACCGAAAACGGCCACUGUGAGGUUGUGUGCGCACUUCUAGACGGAGGGGCUAAUGUGGACCAACGUGACGCGGAAGGAAGGACCGCACUGCACCUAUCAACAUGGAAUGGUCGACUUGACCUUCUGAAUAUCCUACACGUUUAUGGAUCCGAUCUCGACGCUGAAGCCCUGACGAAAGGCUGGAAGGCCCUCCACUUCGCCGCGGCUGGAGGGCAAGUCCACAUCCUGGAAUUCCUGCAGGAGAAAUGCGACCUUGGGGAGGCCACGAGGGAAAGGAAGACGCCCCUGCACCUGGCAGCCGAAUACGGCAGAGAGAGAGCCAUUCGCUGGCUGCUAUCCAAGGGGCUCGACCCUCAGCAUCGCGACGCCAGUGGAUACCGCGCUUUGGAUUACGCAACGCACAGAGGCCACAAGAGUAUCGUGGCCAUCUUGGAUGUUUACAAGACUUAGCGAUUACAGGAUACGAUCACGUAAGCUGAUAAGUCUGUUUCAGUUACUCUGAAUAUCGUUUAUGUGACAUUAAUAGAGUAAUUUUUAGAUUUUUAGGAUUUCUACAACGGCCACUUACGCACUUUUCCCGCCAAAUUUAUAGCUGGACUACAAUAAAAACUGAACCUUACCAAAUGAAUU
This is a messenger RNA of Macrobrachium nipponense, 3755 nucleotides long. RefSeq names its product serine/threonine-protein kinase D1044.8-like. The transcript has 23 exons. The record is from RefSeq and is a predicted model, not a curated record. Bases 265 to 2490 code for a protein of 741 amino acids. Gene Ontology annotation, molecular function: protein kinase activity; protein binding; ATP binding. NCBI's taxonomy places the organism in Eukaryota, Metazoa, Arthropoda, Malacostraca, Decapoda, Palaemonidae. Gene Ontology annotation, biological process: protein phosphorylation.